Messenger RNA from Pseudoliparis swirei, 2151 nucleotides. RefSeq names its product maternal B9.15 protein. NCBI's taxonomy places the organism in Eukaryota, Metazoa, Chordata, Actinopteri, Perciformes, Liparidae. The transcript has 5 exons. The coding region runs from base 138 to 989 and encodes 283 amino acids. The record is from RefSeq and is a predicted model, not a curated record. Gene Ontology annotation, cellular component: nucleus; cytoplasm. Gene Ontology annotation, biological process: negative regulation of mitotic cell cycle; negative regulation of cell population proliferation.
CAGAGAACAAGGAAGCAACAUGUGCUCACCAUAAUAACUCCUACACAGCAGCCCAGGCAGCCACGAGUCUAGAGACAGGAGACAAGGAGGCGAGGAGGCUCAAGAGUAUUCUGCGACUGGACACUUAUCAGCUCACCAUGAAAAGAGAGGUGGCGGCUGGAGUGAACUUCCUCAAAAGCCUGGCUGUGGCACGUGGCAAGCUCAGUGAAGCCAAAGCAGAACUGUUUGCCGAGAAGCUACAGAAACUUCUAUGCAACAAAUAUGAUGACCACUGGUACCCUGGCUGCCCCAGCAAAGGCCAGGCAUACAGAUGUAUCCGGGUAAAUAACAGAGCCGUCUGUGAUGAAGUGAUCCUGAAGGCAUGCGAGCAGAGUGAUCUCACACCCAGUGAACUAGGCUUUCCGCGUGAGAUCACACUGUGGAUCGACCCUCUGGAGGUGUGUGCCAGAUCUGCAGAGAACGGCCCGCCAUUCACAGUUGCCUGUUUCGAAGAGGAAGGCGUGGAGGGAAAACCGUCCGACUCUUCGGCGGACCUGGUAAAUCUGGACACGUCAGAUUACCACUCUGGUACUUCUUCGGAUUGUAGUUCCACUGCGUCGAGCGACACGGAGGAGGAGGCUAAAGAUGGCGAGACGGAAGGAGGGCAAAAAAAAGAAGAGAAGGAGGUCGUCAAGAAGGAUGCAGCGGAAAGCAACGCCUACGCGAUAGCAAUGGUUCCCAGGAUUCGUAAGCGGCGCGAGAAAGGACCGAAUAAGAUUAAAUACGUCAGACAGAUGGUCCCUGCCAGCCUCCAGUACUUCUACCACCCUGCACCAGUGUGGCCUCAGUACCAGAAGGCCGCUCCUGUGUUUCUCAAUGCAGUGUGCGCACCUCCGCUGCAUCCUCCUCUGCCCCAGCAGGUAUUUAGCUACUACAUUGUGCAGCAGCAAUCUCCUCAGUUCAUUCUGCCUCAGGCCGCUCUGCAGCCGUGGGGAGCUGUGAAGGGAUAGACCGUCCAGGAAGUGUGGGGUGCAGGUGGAUAGAGCACCUUCAACUGAGCCAUGUCGCGCCCAGCUCUAAAUUCAGCUAACCGUGGGCCAAAAAAUUUACUUUUUUAAAACUGUUUAUCUCAUACUCUUUAUUGUCAGCUAUUACAUUCUUAUUUUUAUUUUUUUAUGGGUUGCUUUAACUAUGUUUUAAUCUGUUUUAUUUGUUUUUACUAUAUGUGUGGCACUCUGAGAUUCUUUGAAGGAAGAGUGCGAUAAAAAUGAAAUGCAUUAUUAUUAUUAUUAUUAUCUCAAAUGAUAGCUUGUACUCUGUCAGGUCUGCAUUGCAAAUUUAUUUUCUUCACAUGCUGUAAGCGUUGAGAAUGACUUCAAUCACUGGGUGUUUGGGCUAACUCAGGACAUCUCAGCAAUACCCUUCACACCAAAUAGUUGUCUUUUCAAGUCUUAUUUAUCUUAUUAUGUCUUUCUCAUUGUACUCUCUCUGACUAAAUAUGAUCCAUGGUGUGUUCAUCACAGUUAAUCAAUGUAAAAUGUGAUUCAGGGGGUUAUUCUAUUGUAGCAAGAGUGACAAUAUCUGUAUUUUAAGAAUAAUAUUUUACUAAACUGCUUGUAAAUAAUACAGAACUUGGAUACCUUAUGAUGCACAUUUUUUAAUCUCACUGUCUUUUUGUUGUAAUGUAUUUGGCCACCAGUGGGUGGCAGUCAACCUAUAGCUAACACAUGAAAUUGUAUAUUUUUGUAUGAGCGUUGGCUGUUUUUUAUAAAUCUAACCUCACAGAUAACCAACAUGAUUUUAAAUAGCUUAAACUCUCUUUUAUGUUCGUACAAUGUUUUGAUCUUCAAGUGUAUCUUACACAGCCUGCUUAAUGUUUGUUUUUUUACAGAUAACUUUCUUUGCUAUGGAAAUCUGCUAUACAGCUAUAUAUAAAUCCUGAAUUGUUUUCACCCACUGACUUGCUUAAACUGUGAUUUUUUAAAUAUAUUGAUGCAUAUUUAUUUCCAAUGUCCAUGCAAGCUUGAAACUCAUCUAUGUGUGUAUGCAUUGUUUUGUUAUAACAUUUUGUAUUGGCUGUUUACCUUCUUAAUGCAGCAGAUUAAAUUCACUCACACCUGGAAUCACACAUUGUUGUCUUUUGCUGAUUUCUGUAAUAAACACUUUUCAGGA